ACGCGGUGUGCCGCGAGUUUAAACCAUGGAUGGGGCCAACGCGGACGUAAACAUGGCACAGGUCAGAGACUUGCAAGCGUCGCUAUUCCCGAUUUGUACGAAAGGUUCGUUUUUAAACAAUUUACUGAAUCGUACAUUGAGAAACAAUCAAAUUGAUAUAACUUCAGACGGCGACCCAAAACAGUUAGAAUCCAAAUUAAGAGACAUCAAAGAAAUUUUUCCAUUAAUGAAAGAGGUAGAUUGUCCUUAUCAAGCUGCAAGAUGGCCAAUGGAGUGUCAAGUCCUAGACGAUCCUGUUAUUCACAUUCACCCGACGUCUGCGUCUUAUUCAGAAAAAGAGCCUUUAUACAAGUUUACAGGUAAAGAAAUACAACCCAAACAAGUAGGUGAAGAUUCAGGAGAAGUAAUAUUUAAAUAUUAUCCUAUCAGUAGCGUGAACUAUUUUUGUCGUUCAGCCGUUGGUGGUAGCGCAUGUUCUCCAGCACACAGUAGCCAAGACCCUUCUGACUUGAUUUUUGAAUCACGUUUUGAAUCCGGUAACCUAGCCAAAGUUGUCAAAAUAACCAGUACAUAUUAUGAGUUAUCACUAAGAUCAGAUAUGUAUACAAAUCGACACACCCAAUGGUUCUAUUUUCGAAUAGAAAAUACAAAAAAAAACAUUAAAUAUAGAUUUUCUAUUGUCAACAUGUAUAAGUCUGAAAGCCUUUUCACUGCUGGUAUGAAACCGCUGUUAUACUCAACUAAAGAUGCAAGUCAAAAAAAUGUGGGUUGGAGACGUUGUGGGGAAAGCAUCGCAUAUUACAGAAACGAUGCACCAAACGGUGAUAGCGAGGAUAAUCCACGCUACAUCUUUUCAUUUCUCUUAGAGUUUCCACAUGAUAUGGAUACAGUAUACCUGGCCUACAACUAUCCGUACACAUAUACAGAUUUACAAGACUAUCUAAUAAAGCUCAAGGACGAUCCGGUUAAAGCAGUGUUUACAAAACUUAGAGUUCUGUGCCGAACAUUAGCUGGCAAUAAUGUGCAUUACUUGACUGUAACGGAACCUUGUCAAGAAGAAGAUCCCAAACAAAAAAAAGUGAUUGUUUUAACUGCACGGGUCCAUCCAUCCGAAACUCCAUCGUCUUGGAUGAUGAAAGGAUUAAUUGAUUUUUUAACUGGUGAUUCAUUGCAAGCGAAGGAAUUACGGAAUCGUUUUAUUUUCAAAUUAAUACCAAUGUUGAAUCCAGACGGCGUAGUUGUUGGUAAUAGUAGAUGUUCUUUAAAUGGACGGGACUUAAAUCGACAAUAUCGUAGCGUUAUUCGUGACGCCCAUCCGGUUAUUUGGCAUACAAAACUUAUGCUUCGAAGACUAAUUGAAGAACGUCAAGUAGUAAUGUUUUGCGAUUUGCAUGCACAUUCGAGAAAGUCAAAUAUUUUCAUGUAUGGAUGUGAAGGGAAAGGCCACGAAGGAAAAAAACUGCAGGAACAAAUAUUUCCACUUUUGUUGCACAAAAAUGCUCCGGAAAAAUUUUCAUUUGAAGAUUGCAAUUUCAACAUUCAACGUUCUAAGGAGAAUACAGCUCGUGUAGUUGUUUGGCUGAUGGGUGUUGAAAACAGCUACACUAUGGAAGCGUCAUUUUGUGGUUCGUCUCUUGGUUCUCGAGCAAACACUCAUCUCGCCAUCAAAGAUUUUGAAGAUAUUGGACAGACAUUUUGUGAAACGUUGUUAGACUACUAUAACGAAGAUCCCCGAAAUGAAAAAAUGAAAUUAAAAAUAUGCAGUCGACUAAUGGAACAGGGCUCCAAUGCAGAACAACCAAAGAAUAUAGACAUAUCCGAUUACUCAAGCGACGAGAGCUCAUCGAGUAUAUGUGAAGAAAUUGUUGACAAGUUGAGUUUUGAAGAAGACAUCACAUCUGUGACACAACUAUCAAUUAUUGUACCUCCCAGUACACCGGUUGUGCCGAAACGAAAAUCACGAAAAAAAAAAAGAAAAUCAAAAGAUUAUAAUACGAAAAUUAUUACGCCUCAAUAACUAUUUGGCUGUUGUAAUUACUUGUAAAGCUUUCAAUGUUCUAAUCUUUAAC
Molecule: messenger RNA, 2069 nt
Organism: Melanaphis sacchari
Lineage: Eukaryota; Metazoa; Arthropoda; Insecta; Hemiptera; Aphididae
Product: cytosolic carboxypeptidase Nna1-like
Exons: 13
Coding region: 26-2017 (663 amino acids)
Biological process (GO): proteolysis
Molecular function (GO): metallocarboxypeptidase activity; zinc ion binding
Source: RefSeq, a predicted model, not a curated record